AUGCUUUUGCCUUGGUCUCUCGUGCUUUCGCUGCUGGUGCUGCAGACCUAUGGGGCCAUGGUGAAGCCGGGCACUGCCCUGCUGAUCCGGGGGGACCGUGCACAUCCUGGGCAGGAGCACGGGGACAGAGGAGGUGGUCUGGGGCUCGACCUACCAGCCGAUGUUCUGUUGGGGUCACCUGGGAAGGUGCGGCGCCCACGGGAUGGUCACCGGGUCCAGCCAGCCUCAGAAGAACAGCUGACGAGGGAGAGGCUGCGCAGAGGGACCGAGGACGAGGACUCCAAGUCCGUCCAGCAGUACAUGCCGGGGGUAAGGGUGGCGUUCCCCCGGCCCAUCAACCCAGCCAGGCUACAGCCAACCAAGCCCCUGGUGCCAUCCAGCACAGACCCUGCUGAGCACCGAGACAGGAGCCACACAGACCUCCAAGGCACAGACCCCCGUGGCAACCUCCCCACGGUGCUGGACAAGCGUCUGCAGAUCCAGAACCCCCUGUACCCGGUGACGGAGAACUCUUACAGCGCCUACGCCGUGAUGUUCCUCUCCCUCAUCGUCUUCGCCGUGGGCAUCAUCGGCAACCUGUCAGUCAUGUGCAUUGUCUGGCACAACUACUACCUGAAGAGCGCCUGGAACUCCAUCCUGGCCAGCCUGGCUCUCUGGGACUUCCUUGUCCUCUUCUUCUGCCUCCCCGUGGUCAUCUUCAAUGAGAUCACCAAGAAGAGGCUGCUGGGGGACAUCUCCUGCCGCAUUGUGCCUUUCAUGGAGGUGUCUUCCUUAGGUGUCACCACCUUCAGCCUUUGCGCCCUGGGCAUCGACAGGUUCCAUGCAGCAACCAGCCCUCAGCUCAAGAUGCGGCCCAUAGAGCAGUGCCAGUCCAUCAUUGCCAAGCUGGCCGUCAUCUGGGUGGGCUCCAUGACUCUCUCUGUGCCGGAGAUUCUCCUCUGGCAGCUGACGCAGGACACGUCUCCAGUCUCCGGUGUGGUGACCGAGUACUGCACCAUGAAGCCUUCACUGGAGCUGCCAGAGUCCGUCUACUCCCUGGUCCUCACCUACCAAAAUGCCAGGAUGUGGUGGUAUUUUGGCUGCUACUUCUGCCUGCCCAUCCUCUUCACCGUGAGCUGCCAGCUGGUGACCCGAAGAAUCAGCAGCGCCGAGAAGAAGGCGGAGUGCCGGGGGUCCAAGCACGGCCAGUGUGAGAGACAGCUCAACUGCACCGUCAUAGGCCUGACGGUCAUCUACGGCCUGUGCACCAUCCCCGAGAACAUCUGCAACGUUGUGGUGGCCUACCUGUCCCCGGACAUGUCCAAGCAAACCUUGGACCUGCUCAACCUCAUCAACCAGUUCUUCUUGUUCUUCAAGUGCUCCGUCACCCCCGUACUGCUCCUCUGCCUCUGCAAGCCGCUGGGGCAGGCCUUCAUGGAUUGCUGCUGCUGCUGCUGUGAGGAGUGUAGCCAGGACGCGGCCUCCAGCGAGGGCAGCAGCUCAGACAGCAAGCUGAAGACAGAGAUGUCCUCCUCCAUCUUCUUCGACAAGCCCAGGGAGUCGCCUCCCCCGAUCAUGGCCCUGGGCACGCCUUGCUAA
Molecule: messenger RNA, 1578 nt
Organism: Emys orbicularis (European pond turtle)
Lineage: Eukaryota; Metazoa; Chordata; Testudines; Emydidae
Gene: GPR37L1
Product: G protein-coupled receptor 37 like 1
Exons: 2
Coding region: 1-1578 (525 amino acids)
Biological process (GO): adenylate cyclase-inhibiting G protein-coupled receptor signaling pathway; positive regulation of MAPK cascade
Cellular component (GO): plasma membrane; signaling receptor complex
Molecular function (GO): G protein-coupled peptide receptor activity
Source: RefSeq, a predicted model, not a curated record